UUUACUCAUAAAAAUAGCUAAUUUUAUUUUUACAGACAACCGCAAAACAACGCAGACAAAGCCAAAAAAAAGAAUAAAUAAAGUGCUCUAGAAUAGCAACAAGGCGAUGACAAAAUCAACAAUUUUCCAAGCAAAUACGCGCGUGGGACUAACGCGUACUCUUAGUAUUUUCUUUUUCCAACGAGUCAUCUUGUUGCUGUUGUUCUUCAACUACAACUGUUUUGUUGUGUUUAGAAAAUUUAAAUACAUAUUUCAUGUACGUAUUUAUUUAAUUUUUAUUUUUAUUAUGUUUUCUAUUUCAACGUCUGAUUGUUAGUGUUUAAGGCUGAUUGGGCUGGACGGCUGACCGGCUGGCUGUGUGGAGGAGGCAUUGCGUCGCGUCGCGUCACGUCGCCUCGUUGUUAAGACUUAAGGCACUUGGUGAGAGUCUUUUUCGCCUGUUACUAAUGGCCUUAGAUGACGCCAAUCAAUUGACUUGUAGCAUUUUGAGAAUAUUAUAAGAAUUUGUCGGUGGGAAAGGCGUUUUGUAGUUUUGCGUUUUCAAUACCAACACAAUUUCUUAAGCGUGGCAAAUUGGGUGCAUAUUGUAAACAGAAAUAGUUGAGUUGGCGAAGAGUUGUUUAUUGGGGUGAAAAAUCGCGCUACGUUUCCAUACGACUGCCGCAUAUCUCAGAAGUGCUGAGGGCGAAAUUUUUGACUUUUGGAAGGAGAUUAUGUAAAGAAAAAUAUAAGCCCACACACAGGCGUCUUGUUUUACCUCGAAUGUCGCUGUUCCAAUCCAUUAACUACACACGCGGUUCACAUCGACGCGAUGCACGUUACCGGAUCAUACAAGGGCGUGUCUACAAUUUUCUAGAGCGGCCGCGUGGUUUCGUAGCCAUUUGCUAUCACAUUAUGGUAUUCUUUAUGGUUUUCACCUGUCUAGCCUUAAGCAUUUUCGCCACAAUCCCCGAGUUUGAGAGCGGGGCAUCAUUUUCGCUAUAUCGCAUGGAGGUGCUGGUGGUGCUUUGGCUCACACUGGAGUUCGCAGUGCGGUUAUGGUCGGCGGGUGUGCGCUCACGUUAUCAGGGCUUCUUGGGCCGCAUAAAGUUUAUGACUGGCACAUUUUGCGUCAUAGAUACUAUUACCAUCGCCGCUUCAGUGAUCGCUUUGGGGCAGGGUGCGCCACGGCGCGUUUUUGCUACCAGCACUUUGCGUGCACUGCGAUUCUUUCAGAUCUUACGAAUGCUGCGCAUCGAUCGACGCGGCGGUAGCUGGAAACUUUUGGGUAGUGUUGUCUAUGCGCACAGACAGGAACUACUCACCUCGGUUUAUAUCGGCUUUCUCGGCUUGACGUUCUCCGCCUUUCUGGUCUACUUAGUUGAACGGGAUGUGAAUGAGCAGUUUAGCAAUUUUGGCAAAGCUUUGUGGUGGGGUGUGAUAACAAUGUGCACUAUUGGCUAUGGUGACUCAGUGCCAAUCACCUGGCAGGGCAAAGUUAUCGGUUCCAUUGUUACUUUGCUGAGCUACUCGUUCUUUGCGCUGCCUGCGGGCAUUUUGGGUAGCGGUUUCGCUUUGAAAGUUCAACAGCAACAACGCCAGAAACAUAUGAUUAGCCGUUUCCAGCCAGCUGCCGGAUUGAUUCAAGCCGCCUGGCGCUACUAUGCGGCUGAUGAGAACUCCACAGCGGUAGCUACUUGGAAAAUCCAUGAAAUACCAAUACAGAUGCCAAGCCCGACUAGCUCCUUCAAAGUUCAAAGUCCAUUGAGACGUCUGCCUAGUCGCCGUCGCCGCAGCCAAACCAUACAUUAUCCAGCCGAUAUUUUGCAUAUUGAGUCAGCGAAGUCGGGACGUUAUCUCUCGGUAUUCAAUGACAAAUCUGUGGAGAGCACAGAUGAAGACUAUACGCCAAAAUGCAACACACUGCUGAAGAAACAUAAAAUUGCUAUCAGGUUUAUAAGAAUGCUGAAAUUCAUGGUCUCACGCCGAAAAUUCAAAGAAGCUCUAAAGCCCUACGAUGUGAAGGAUGUACUGGAGCAGUAUGCGGCUGGGCAUGCGGACCUAUUAAUGCGGGUGAAAAACAUACAUGCGAGAUUGGAUCUUAUAUUGGGCGGUAAGCGUGCGCCAAAAAUAAAAGAUGCCACUAAAAUUUGUUUGGCUUCCAGAGUGGUGAAGGUGGAGAGACAAGUCUGCAAUAUUGAAGACAAAUUAGAUCUCCUAAUCAGACAAUAUAUGGAGGAUCGCAAACGAAAAGAUAAUGAUAAUGCAGAGGAGUCAAGCUUGACACCGAUACUCGAAGCCGUCAAUGCGGAGUCGAUCAAUAAGAGGGAAAAGGAAAACAUUUCCGCUGCAGUAAAGGAGGCUAAGAAUGCGAAUAGAUCAAGUCUCCCAACAAUCGUCUAUCAGCCACACUUGCCGGCAAAUAUAAGUUAUCCACCACAUCGCGAUCUUAAGUUACCACCACCGCAACAGCGGCCCGAUAGUGCAAUAAUAUUUUUAGAUGGCAUGGGCAAAGCAAAGGAGGGGCAUAGUUACGAUGAGGAGGAUGAAUACAGUGAAGGUAUCUAUGCUUCGGUGGAAGCGUAUUUGGGUUGGACGUGAAGUGGAAGUGAAAAGAGUGAUUAGUAAUCAAAAGUUGAGUGCCCUAAAGUAGGCUUAGUAGUAAUAUGAAUAUAUGUUUGUAAGUUUCUGUGUUAUAAAAUAAAAAUAAAUACAUUCUUAUUAAAUGUUU
Molecule: messenger RNA, 2710 nt
Organism: Anastrepha ludens (Mexican fruit fly)
Lineage: Eukaryota; Metazoa; Arthropoda; Insecta; Diptera; Tephritidae
Product: potassium voltage-gated channel subfamily KQT member 5-like
Exons: 16
Coding region: 763-2580 (605 amino acids)
Biological process (GO): potassium ion transport; transmembrane transport
Cellular component (GO): membrane
Molecular function (GO): voltage-gated potassium channel activity
Source: RefSeq, a predicted model, not a curated record